Molecule: messenger RNA, 4524 nt
Organism: Syngnathoides biaculeatus (alligator pipefish)
Lineage: Eukaryota; Metazoa; Chordata; Actinopteri; Syngnathiformes; Syngnathidae
Gene: adam8a
Product: ADAM metallopeptidase domain 8a
Exons: 25
Coding region: 463-3054 (863 amino acids)
Biological process (GO): regulation of cell-cell adhesion; positive regulation of membrane protein ectodomain proteolysis; positive regulation of cellular extravasation
Molecular function (GO): metalloendopeptidase activity; cell adhesion molecule binding
Source: RefSeq, a predicted model, not a curated record
GGUCAACAUGGUUGUUUUGGGAGUAUCAAGAUGGCGGAUGGCGACUUCAGUUUUAGUAGCCAUCCAGUCUUUUUUUUUUUUUUUUAUCAGUACUUUCAACGCUUCUGUACGGAGAACAAGGUUUUUUUCCCCCCCAAUGUCGCUUUAGGGGCUCCGUAGGGCUCCGUACUUCAGAAACAGACUUGUUUUGGAACUUUUUUUUUUUUUUGCCCCAAGUUAUGGCUACUGGUUUACUUAGUUUUAUUGAUACUAUUGAUAGUGAUAGGGUGAUAAAUACGGAAAGAAUUGUAUUUACAUGUUCGAGUUCACGUUUAUGCUGUUUGACAAGAUGGCCAGCAGAUGGAAACAAAUCAGAGCGUCAGUUUGAGGAAAUUACAACACAGAGGGGCGGAGAGAUGCUAAUCCUCGGCAGUAUUUUCUCAGAGCGUUCCAGCUCACAAUGACUGAGUCCUUCCAAGCAACAUGACCCAUUUUGGAUAUUUCAUAUGGAUUUUCUUCUCCGCGUGGGGGACCGUGUGGACUCUACCUCAUGUGAUGAAGUAUCAAAUAGUGACACCUCAGAAGCUGAAGAAUUCAUCUCAUAUUCCUGAUGUUGACACCCAUCAGUACCCCGAUGUACUGCGAUACUCUGUGAAGAUUGCGGGACAAAAUUACACAUUGCACCUCGAGAGAAAUAAGGAACUUAUUGGGAAAACCUUCACUGUGACACAUUAUUCCAAGGAAGGCGCUCAACUUACAUCAACACCUGCGCUUGAGAAUCACUGCUACUACCACGGGCGUGUGCUGGGAGUGGACGACUCCUCUGCCAGUGUGGAGUUGUGCUCAGGAUUAAAGGGGUUUGUCCGCCUCCAGGAUCAGACGUACCUGAUAGAGCCCCUGACCUCACAGCAGGCUGACGACGGUCCUCGGGUUCGCAGCGAUGAGGGUCUUCAUGCAGUCUACAACUACAAACACCUGAGGAGGAAAAGGAGCUCCUGUUCCCAUGGAAACACAACCAUGUACUAUGAUCAUGGCGCUCGUCAAUCUGGACUUUUCCAGCUCAGCAGUCUGAGAAGCAGAGGCCAGACUAAAGACAGAGGAAGAACACAACGAACAGUGGAGCUGGCUGUUGUGGUCGACAAUACAGAGUACAAGAAGUUUGGAAAUAAAAGGACAGUGGAGGCCAGAGUGCUUGAAAUAGCAAACCACGUUGACAAGCUGUAUCGUCCCGUGGGCGUUCGUGUGAUGUUGGUAGGUCUCGAUAUCUGGUCGUACAAAGAUCAAAUAGAGGUCAGCUCCUAUCCCGAGCAAACGCUGAGCCGCUUCCUCGAGUGGCGCCAGCGGAAUCUCCUGCCGAGGACCAAGCAUGACAACGCGCAAUUCAUCACAGGCUUGGAUUUCGAAGGAACCACAGUUGGGCUCGCCAACACAAAUGCAAUGUGCACCUCGAGCUCGGGAGCAGUCAACGAGGAUCAUAACAAUAACGCAAUAGGAGUGUCCUCCACUAUUGCCCACGAGAUGGGCCACAACUUGGGCUUGUCUCAUGAUACUGAAAACUGCAUCUGUGGCUCUUUCACAUCGAAAAAAGGCUGCAUUAUGGCAGAGAGUGUUGGUGUUGUCUAUCCAAAGAUGUUCAGCAGCUGCAGCCAGCAGCAGCUCAACAGGUUCCUGGAGGAGAUUAACCCGGCUUGUCUGUUGGACACCCCCGCAGCUGGUCGCGUUUACGGGGGUCCGGUAUGUGGGAAUGCCUUCCUGGAGCCUGGAGAGGAGUGUGACUGUGGAACCGUAGAGGAAUGUAAGAAUCCCUGUUGCAACGCCACAAACUGCAAAUUUAGCGCUGGUGCCCAGUGUGCUGAGGGUGAAUGCUGCAACAACUGCCAACUGAAAGCGUCAGGCAGCGUCUGUCGGCCAAAGACGGGAAACUGCGACUUGGCGGAGCACUGCACUGGACUGUCCGCCUCCUGUCCGCCCGACGCCUACGCUCAGAACGGCCUGCCGUGCAACCGUGGGAAGGGAUAUUGCUACAACGGGCAGUGUCCGUCGCGGCAGCAACACUGCAAGAGACUCUGGGGACCAGAUGCUGAAGUUGCCGCAGAUGCUUGUUUCUUCCAGCAUGGAGGCUGCAGAAAGACCCUGUUCAUGCAUCGAUGUUUUGGCAAAGAGCAAUCAUGCGGGACACUUUUCUGCACGGGAGGAUGGGAGUUUCCGGUAACAUCCAGGAAGUCCUUUUACAAAGUUGGAAGUGAGCAAUGCAACGAGGCGACCAUGAACCCCGAAGACAACUACCCAGCAGACCUGGGCAUGGUGCCCACUGGCACUAAGUGUGGCAACAAUAUGGUAUGCUACAAUCAAAAGUGUCAUGACAUCAGAAAUUUAAGAGCAUAUGGAACCCAAGACUGCUCCGCCAAAUGCAGCAAUCACGGGGUUUGUAACCACCAGAGCAAGUGUCACUGCGAUCCAGGCUGGGCUCCACCCUACUGCGACGUGCUGGAGUCGGAAGUAUCGGAAGGAGGAGGGCUGGGACUUAUUGUGUCGCUGGUUGUGGGGUUGCUCAUAUUCUUCGUCCUCCUCAUCGGCGGCUUGGUGUGCUGCAGCAAGAAAAUGCAACCUGCUAAGAGAUGCCUCCGAUCUACCUCAGGGCAGACAAAUCCUUUAUUUCGAUCAGGCGCCGCUUCUGGCAGCAGUCAUCUUCGCUCCACGACCAUCAGCCAGCCAACAUUUGUGGAAUCGUCUGCCACUCAAGUGUGCAAACCAGUGUCCUCCUCCGUGGUCGGAAAAUCGAGUGCGACGUUCAAGCCCCACAGAACAGCUCCUGAGCCCCCUAGAAAGGGACCAACAGUACCUCAGCCUCAGGGGUUAAAGCCGCUCUUGCAACCACCAGCAGUUCCGAUCAAGCCGGUCUACUCUGAGGCUAAGCCACUACCUCCGUCCAGACCUUUACCACCGCUUACGUCAAAACCAGUCACAAAACCAAAACCCGUCACGCCUCCAGUGAAGCCGAAGCCUGCCGUUAUCCCGCCACAGCUGCCUCACGCUCACCUGGUACGUAUUGACACCGCAGCUGCGCUUCCCUAAAUCCUCAUCCUGCCAAACUCUCAUUUUUAAUGUAAGGAAUUUGGAUUUGUUAUUGUGGGUUUUUUGGCCAUCAUCCCAACGUAGCAGUUUCACGAACAUGCAGGACCUCUAAGUUGGGGGCCCUUGACAAGCUAAAUAAGCAUAACAUAGGCUGGCCGACUAGUUCCUAAAUGAUAUUGCCACCCGCCCUGUGAUGAUAUCACUGUAUAACUGCAUAGGUCGCAGAAUAUGUAUUACAUUAAACAGUAGCAUCACUCAUUUCUCUGAAUGUCUCAGCGGAUAAAUAAAUAAAUAAAUAACCAAACUUUCCUUUGGUGUGAAUGUGAGUGCGAAUAGCAGGAAUUGGCUCCAGCUCACUCACGACCCUCGUGAAGAUAUGACAUUUAAAAAAUGGUUGGAUGGAUAUUUGUGUGUAUUUAACUGUGGUUGGGAAACUAUUUAUAAGUAACAAGCACAUUCAGGAACGUAUUCAGGGAAUUAAGGUUUUGAAACAAAUUUUUAAAGUAGCUGAAUUUGCUGCUCUGUGAUUUUUUUUUUUUUUUCUGGGGGGGGGGUUCUUGCUAUGGUAGCAUGAAAAGCUGCUAAAUCACGCAGCAAAAAUGUUAAGUCCAUAAUUGUCUACAUGUUAUAAAUCCUAUUGAAAGAAGCUGAUGCGUCAUGUUUGCUGACGGAAUUUUUUUGCGUAGCUCGCAGGAGAGCUGCCCUGACUCCAGUGGGCCGACCAAGAUGACCGAGGGGGAAUCAUUCCGCUUCUGAAAUCCUCAGACACUCAUGCUCUUAUCUUACCUACAAAGAUUUUCAAAAAAAAAAAGAAAAAACCUCUCAGGAGAUGUUGGUGUGGAUUCAUGCGGGGACGAGAUCCAGCUGAAGGAUCAACAAGAAAAAUAAGCGUCAGUGCUUUUUUGUCUAUGCCAUGACGAUUACCGCCGUCUGCCUUGCUUCCUUUUAAGAGUUUGAUUGACAGCUCUAGCGGCUGCGCUACCGUGAUGAUGAUGAUGAUGAUGAUAUGUUUGAAGGGAAACGCCUCCUCCUCAAUCCUGAGAUAUGUGAACACUUUAUGAUUGCACUGCUGAUGCUGUAACUCUUCACAUCAUUUUGGUACUAAGAGAAGUUUAGGGAUUUUCAAAUGUGGCACCAAUCUGGGCACUUUAAAAAAAAUGGUUUAUGAUAAGGAGAGAACGCAGACAAUAUGAAUUUGCCUUGAAUCCUUUUGUGGGACUGUUUGAAUGUUUUUUGUCCUAGACGAUUGUCUUUCUCUCAUACCAACACGUUAUACAAACUUCUCAAGGGAUUUUUUUAAUUAUUAUUGUUGUGUAUUCUAUGCAGUGGUCAUUACCACAUUGUCCCUUGUGAAAGUAAUAACGAUGACUUCUUAAAAUGAGGACUCAAAUUUCUGAGUUACCUUUGUAUUUAUAAAGACCUUCAUCAUGUUUGCAUGCUUGUGUUUCAAUAAAAUUCCAGACAACUUGA